Spea bombifrons (plains spadefoot toad) is the source of this 1568-nucleotide messenger RNA. It is a transcript of the gene CCNDBP1, whose product is annotated as cyclin D1 binding protein 1. NCBI's taxonomy places the organism in Eukaryota, Metazoa, Chordata, Amphibia, Anura, Pelobatidae. Bases 26 to 1048 code for a protein of 340 amino acids. Gene Ontology annotation, biological process: regulation of cell cycle. Gene Ontology annotation, cellular component: nucleus. The record is from RefSeq and is a predicted model, not a curated record. The transcript is spliced from 11 exons.
AGUCUUUCUCGUCCGGCAUUCCGUUAUGCUCUCUUGCAGUGGUUCCGGAAAGAUGGAGCCUGUUCAGAACCUGGCGGACAGUUUGCGUGCGGUGCUAGGGAGACUGCGAGAUGGAGAGUCUAGAGAGAAAACCAACUUCAAUGCACCAAACUUCUGGGAAACACUCGGUCAGACCUUUAAAGUCAUUUCUCAGGAAGCUACUAAGAUGAGUUUGGCUUUCUCCAAGCCCCCGAUGCCGUCACACGAGGACAAUCAGAAGUUAAGUGAUGGGCUUCUCAACUCUGUUCUGGCAGCUGCUACUGUCUAUUAUUCACUUCCCAAGGUGCAAGGUAUCACCCUACGUAAGACUGUGCGAGAGGCUGUGGCGGAUGUCAUAGAGGGCACCAUUCAGUUGGUGGACGUCAUCCUGAAUUCACGCAUACAGAGUCUGUCACAGGCACAGUUGGUCUCUACAGGCAGUGUCUGGGAAGCUUGUGACCAGUUUGAACAGCUUCCAAAAGAUAAUAAAGCUGCGGUGGUGGUGCAGGUGUCGAGAUAUCUGGCUGUUGUGAAGGAUGCCAUAGAGGAAGUGGAGCAGGCUGCAGCAGGUGAAGAUGAUCCUUUCAAUGACAUCUUAGAUGACGAUGAAACAGGAGGUCGCUGCAAUCAAGACACUUAUUGGUCAGAGGCAGAUCGUAAGCUCCUGGGACCCUGUCUUGGCCUGAUGAAGGCCUCAAAAGCCUGUCUGAAGAAGGUUCUGGGGGCUUUGAAGGCUCAAGGGAAAGUGGACACGGAUGAACACGUGGCUCAAUUGGAUGACUUGGCAGAUGUUACACAGGAGAUCAGCCCAAGUGUUGACGAACUAGCCUUGAGUUUGUACCCUCCGAUGAACCAUGCAGCUGUACGUCUAAAUGGAGCGCAGUUAGCCUCUGUUCUGAAGAAAGUGCUUGAAAUUGCAAGAGCCAGCCAUGUGUGCACUGAAGAGGAAUCCUCCUGGAUCCAGUUCCUCAGCGGGGCUGUUGACCACAACAUGGAAAAAAUAAAGAAUUUCACCCAGCAUGUCGUAUGAGCAUACCAUUCGGUUUGAUGAGCACUCUUAUCGGGAUGUAAAGGCAUCUUCUUCAAUCUUCUCUGUUGGAGAAUCCCAGAUUUUGUGCGACUUGUGCUUUCCGCAGGGACAGUGAAUUGUUUGGCUUGUUUUGGAUUGAUACUGGGACCACGAGAAGACUAAAUUCUUACAGACAUUUGUUAACUUAUACUUUAUAGUUAUUGUUUAAUUCCUUCAUCACAUGGUCUCUUUUGGAGAUGUUUGAUAUUUAAGCUACAUUUCUGAAUGUGUUUAUGAGCAAGGCCAUUGCAGGUCUUCCAAAUCUUACUUUCUCUGUUCUUCUGCCAUUGUGACCAUGCAUGACCACAAAUGAGUUAUAUGGAUACUUGAAACACCCAAAGAAAAACAAUUUGCAUGCUGUGUUCAGACAAUGUCUUUGUAAAAUAAGAAUACUAUUUUUUAACCUUAUCAAAUAUAUUUUUGUUUUUGAAGGACUUCUCAGUUAAGGUAUAUUAAAAGCCGGCUUGGUGUUUGCAUUGGA